AUGAAACAGAAAAGGAUGGAAGAGAGGGAAGCAAAGAAGGUAGCCCAAGCCACUCCCAAUGUGGUCCCAGUAACAAGUGAGUCUUCCAAGAAACCAGAAGCAUCAUCAGGUGAGCCUGCCAAUCCUAAGACGACCGAACCGGUAAAGAGAAAGCAAAAGGUGGAUAGGCAAUAUAUGACAGUUUCUUUUGAGGAAACUGAAUCAAAUGAAGACAUCAAGGAAGUUCCCAAGAAGAAAGGAGUUUUUUCAAGGGUGAUAAGGGAGAAGAAGGAAGAGAUAAAGAAAGAAUCGACUAAGGAGCCUCCCUGGAAGACACCCAAGAUUACCAUUGUACAUAAACACAAGCCUAAGUCUGAUGAGAAGUCUAAACCAGAAGCCAAGAGAAGAACCGAUAAGAAGAAAUUGGAUGAUCGAGACAUAAUUGAUCCGAUUAUUAAUGAUGGUAACUUGGACUAUAUUUCUACAUUCUUUGAUGAAUUUGAUGAGAAGGAUAAGAAGAAGAUUGAGGAAUCUAUUCUUUUAUAUCUUGAUUCUUUUUGGGAUAAGAAAUUAGUAGAUACAGAGGUACAAAAUGGAAACACUGAGCAACCGGCUAGCACUCCAUCGGAUACUACUAUACUAGCUAGUGAGUCCAAUUUUGUAGUAGAGGAUACCCCGACAGAUAAUGUACAAGAUACAGAGGAUAAUAUUGAUAAGGAUAAGGAUACAAAAAAUAAGGUUGUUGAGGAUGCACAGGAUCAGGAUAAGGCACCAAGUGGGGAAGCCACCGGUGCAUUGGAAAUAAAGGAUUCAAAGGAUACAUCUCUGGUAGAGAAAGGCAAGGAAACCGCAAUAGACUUUUCUUCCAGCUUGGCAAUUGACACUUCAUCCAUAGCCAAAGGAAAUUUGUCACAAUUUUCUAUCAAUUUUGACAAGCCUUAUCAUAAGAUGUCUCUGACAUAA
Messenger RNA from Cryptomeria japonica (Japanese cedar), 942 nucleotides. RefSeq names its product nucleolin 1-like. Bases 1 to 942 code for a protein of 313 amino acids. Lineage: Eukaryota; Viridiplantae; Streptophyta; Pinopsida; Cupressales; Cupressaceae. The record is from RefSeq and is a predicted model, not a curated record. The transcript is spliced from 2 exons.